UUGGUAUCUCAUCAUUGACGACAGAUAUUGAUCUACAAUCACCAUCCGUGCGACCGACCGACCCUCUCCUCCUACUCCUCAACCCUCCCACUGAUGAGACACCGCCAUGGCGUCCCGUAAAAUCCAACAAGAGAUCGAUAAGACGUUCAAAAAGGUCGACGAAGGGAUCGCCGCCUUUGACGCCAUCUACGAAAAGAUCAAUUCCUCCACAAAUGCCGCACAGAAAGAUAAACUCGAGGACAACCUCAAGAAAGAGAUUAAAAAGCUGCAGCGGUCGCGAGACCAGAUCAAGACAUGGGCCGCUGGCAACGAGAUCAAGGACAAGUCAGCGUUGCUGGACCAGCGGAAGCGGAUAGAGAAGUGCAUGGAGAUCUUCAAACAAGUCGAGAAGGAGAUGAAAACAAAGGCUUUCUCAAAAGAGGGCUUAUCACAGAACAUCAAACAGGAUCCGCGAGAAAAGGAACGAGAUGAACUGGCCGAGUUUUUAUCUGAUCAACUAGACGAGAUCAACAGAAUCCUGACUGAGGAGUUGGAGCCUGAAGCCAAUACGUUACAAGUUGCGCUCAAGAAGAAACAGAAGGACAGCAGCAAAGCUGAUCGACUCUCCGAGAUUGAGUUGAUUACCGAAACCUACAAGUGGCAUGAAUCACGGUUACAACUUCUGCUUCGAUCGUUACAGAACGGCAAUGUCGAAAACGAGUUGGUGGCGGCGAUCAAGUCGGAAAUCGAAGAGGUGGUCAAGGAUGGUCGUGAACCGGAGUUCGAACCCGAGGCGUACGAAGGAAUCUACGACGAAUGCAACCUCGACAGCGAGGAAGCGCAAUACGGCUUGAAUAACGAAUUGGACCGAGUGUCAUCGCAGGAUGCUCAAUCGGUCCAGGAAGAUAUCGAACCGGAUCCUGCGCCUCUGAAAAAGUCCAAAGCCGAACACUCCUCAGCCCGGAGACCGUCGACACAACUCAAAUCACCCUUACCCGCACUGGCCACACUAAACAACAUGCCUCCACCUCCGUCAAUACCCAAAGACAGUACAAUGAAGCCUGCUCCUUUACCCAGCCGGUUACCUGGAGAAACACUCAAAUACGCUUCGGCUGCGGCGGCUGCAGCUGCGAGCGAUAAGAGUGGUGUUGGUAUAGCGCCCUUACCACCGCCUGUCAGCACAGCUCCUCCUACAACGUCACAUCCUUUACCAGCCCCGAUCAAGUCGUCAGCGACCAACUCUCCAGCAUCAUUAACCGCCCAGCUAGUAUCCAAGCAUGCCUCCCCGGUACCGACGGCUGCAGGACUGGAUGGACCUGGGUCACAGGCGCAUUCAAGCCAUUCCAAGUCUCCUACACUGAGCUCUGGUAGUGCCCAGGCUGUAAGUGUGUCCAAUAGCGUUCCUCCGACCCCGGCGAUGGAGAAAUCCGAGGCGAUCCAAGAACCAGUGAUUGCAGAUGAGCUGGCGGGUGCGAAUGGUGAGGGCCACGAAGAUUCAUCUGCUGUGGAAUCAAUCUAUCACCUGCCGCCGGGGCUGCAAGAUCUGUUGGAUUCGUUCGAGACCACCAAGACCCGAGCUGCUCAGCCUCCUUCACAGCUGGCAAGGUUACUACACGCAUCUCAGGAGUUCUGCCCAGAACCGGCCGACGGUGACAAGCCUGAGCACUACCGACCAACGUUCAAGCACAAUACCCCCGCACACUACCCACAAGAUGUCCUGCCCAUCUUUGAUGACCCAGCACUGUACGAGAAUCAGAGACUGGAGACGGACACAUUGUUCUACAUUUUUUACUAUCGUCAGAACACCUAUCAACAGUGGUUGGCGGCACGUGCGCUUAAGCAGCAAUCAUGGCGGUUCCAUAAGCAGUACCAGACAUGGUUUCAGCGACAUGAAGAGCCCAAGCAGAUUACUGAGGAGUACGAGCAGGGGACAUAUCGUUUCUUUGAUUAUGAGAGCACGUGGAUGAACCGUCGCAAGGCUGACUUCAAAUUUGUGUACAAAUUCCUGGAGGAUGACUUGUAGGAUAUGGGAUUGACAUGUUAGCCGAGUGGCUGGGUCCACACAUCGACUGACGGAUCGGGGCUUUGAGGACAUCCACACUUGAUCAUAACGAAACACAGCCGGGUCUUGAGCAUGCCGUGCCGUCAAACCGAUGUAUUUGAUAGCACUGACAUGGCCGACUUGGGGUAUGAAAUCCAUUCCGUGAAACUCUACCUGGCAUGAGAGCCACGAGAGUGCAACGUGAAAUCAAUCAAUCGGUUCAUGGAACAACUGGGGUGCUCAAGAGUAUCUCUGCAUGUUUGUGUGUGACAAUACCGUCUGCUUUGCUUGUUGCUGUGAAGUCCCUCCGCCUCAUUUGUCUGCAAUCCAUGUUUGAUAGAGGAUGUGGGAGGAGGAAAGAGCAGAUGAGGACGGCGUAGAUGAUCAUACCAGAUGUUCCUGCCUUGGAUGCCGUGGCUGUGAAGCGUAGUUAAAAAAGGCAACCACGUUAGCGUUG
This is a messenger RNA of Exophiala mesophila, 2477 nucleotides long. RefSeq lists its product as uncharacterized. The record is from RefSeq and is a predicted model, not a curated record. The transcript is spliced from 3 exons. Bases 107 to 2002 code for a protein of 631 amino acids. NCBI's taxonomy places the organism in Eukaryota, Fungi, Ascomycota, Eurotiomycetes, Chaetothyriales, Herpotrichiellaceae. Gene Ontology annotation, biological process: regulation of DNA-templated transcription; nuclear-transcribed mRNA poly(A) tail shortening. Gene Ontology annotation, cellular component: nucleus; P-body; CCR4-NOT core complex.